AUGUUUCCCUACACAAAUCAAAAGCUGCUCCGAAGCCGAAGUCCCUCUGGCCAAAAUUCGCCGCGACUGCGUCGAAUCUACCCAUCGAGAAUCCCACUGUGGAGCUCCCCGAGCUAUUCGCCGACAAGCUUUCCCAGGAGACUACCGGGCAGAGGCUCGGGACGGAGCACUCGCAGCCCAUCACGAAACCAGGGCGAGUACCGAAGACCCGGUGCCACGUCAACGGCCGAUAAGGGACUGCCAACAGACCCAAGCACCUGUAGCUCCAGUCCGGAGGCCGGUCAUGGGCGAGGUCGCUGCCCGGCGGCGUGCUCCAAGCGCCGCCGCAUCGUGAUUGGCAAACUGGUGGACUUUGAGCGACGCAUCAGUCGAGUGCCCUUCAUGCAAACAGCAAGGGCAGCCAGCCUGCCGCUUACGCUAUCUCCCAGGGGACGGCGCCACACAAAGGACAAGGACAGCGGCACCGCCAUAGCCACCGCCGCCACAAUGAUCGUGCUGGUCACACUACUCACGCUACUCUUCUUCCUUAUGCCUUCGAAAUCACGCUCACAGGAGCAGAUGCAAGGCCGUGAGACGCUAUGCCGCACUGUGGGCUGUCGCUACUACGCCGAAAUCUUGGCGGGCGCGGUAAACGCCACUAUAAACCCUUGCGAUGACUUCGAGGCGUACGCCUGCUCGAACUGGGCCCCUCUCGCGCACCCUUACAGCUACGGCACGGCUUCCAUGAGCAGUGCUAUGGCUGCCUGGUACGAGAGCUUCCGCAACAUCUUUCUCGACGGUUCACGUCGGGAGCACUUUUUCAGGAAGGUGGACGCCGCGUUCGCAUCUUGCAUGCUCACCAGUCCCGAGGACUCGAGGAGGGGCAUCAGCGAGCUGAAGGCAUUCAUGCGCCAGCUGAGAAUUUCUUGGCCGGACGCACCGCUGGCAAAAGUAGACCCCUUGGGUGUUCUCUUAGACUUGUCGCUCAACUGGCGUCUAGACAUUUGGUUCUCCGCGGCGCUUCACCGAUGUCCGUACGGCUGUGCGCCAAGUGGAGGCGGUAGACACAUCUUGUUCGAUCCCACAAGCUUCUUCACCGUCCGUGUAAAGAUGCAGCGAGACCUGUCUGCUUUGAAAUCUUACAUGACCUAUUGGAAUAGAUUUAGUAAUGCGUUCUUUUCUCCUGGUUUUCCGGAGCGGUCCGAGGAAUACAUCAACCGGAUCGCCGUGAUAGAGAGGAGUGUGUUUAAUAGGUUUAUCCUUGUCGGCAAGAAGACUGCCGUUCAGCCAGUGCAAUUCGAACUCGGCAGCAUACAUUACGUGACGCCCAACAUACCGGAAUCACGCUGGAUUGACCAACUCAACAGUAAUGUGAAUCGUUUCGGUGAUUUCCACCGUAAUGACAGGGUGACCCUAUGGGACAGAGAUUUGAUUUACGCUGUGAAUGAAAUGUUCGCCAAUUACACAAGAGUGGAGUUGCUGGAACACAUAGCUUGGACUUUUGUGCAGAAUUUCGGCCCACUCGCAGAUCGAGAGCUUCUCUUGACGCAGUACGGAGACAAGAGGGCAGCGGCUGAGUACCGGCACAUCUUUUGCGCCACGCAGGUGGAAAUUGCCUACCAGCGACUGUUCACGUCAACGUACACCAGGGAUCACUUUACUACCCGUACACGAAACGGCAUCGACACGCUCCUGGCCAGCGUGGCGCAAUCGGCUGUCGAUAAGAUUUCCAGCGUGGCCUGGGCUGAUGAAGCUUCGAAGCAAGCACUCGUCGAUCACGUCCGAAACGUCACGGUGGAGCUUUGGCCAGGCAGCGAGUUCUUAUCCGACAAGUCAAUAGAUAAGUUUGAACAACUCCUUUUCGCAGACGAAAACGACCUUUUCGCUCAGCAGUGGAUUUGGGCCAUGAAAACAUGGCGCCGACUCCAAGAUGGUCCUGCGUACAAUGACACCGUUGAAAGUCCGCGUAACUACGCGCUUCCGUACUUCAAGUACACGCACGUUCUCAACAGCGUGUCGAUAUCCCUGGCCGCGUUCUCCAGGCCGUGGUACUACGCCGACGGCACCAAGGUCAUGGCGUACGGCACUGUAGGCUUCUCCUUCGCCCGCGAACUUGCGAGGUCUUUCGAUCCGUUCACGGUGCCGGUAGAUUUGUUCGGACGAACCGCACUGUUCCAGCCGGCAACCGCUUGGACGGCGGGAUCUAGGCGCAGAGCUUCGUGCCUCAGUCCUUUUCACAGUACGCCGUUUCCCGAGAUACCGGCUUUGGAGUUUACUUACCAAGCUUAUAAGGACUCGGUCGCCAGCACAAAUGACAGCGAACGGAGAGUGUCGAGCUCGAUCAGCGACGAACAGCUCUUUUUCCUCUCCGCCUGUUUCACGAUGUGCAACCUCCCUGAAACCAUGGACUCUUAUCGCUUGCGCUGCAAUAAGGCGGUGUCGAACUUUGCCCCCUUUGCGCAUGCUUUCGGCUGCCAGGAUGGGGCAAGAAUGAGCCCACCCAUUAAGUGCUCCUAUUUGGACUGCACUUCGACGACCAUAUGCACGCAUUUAUAA
Molecule: messenger RNA, 2535 nt
Organism: Rhipicephalus sanguineus (brown dog tick)
Lineage: Eukaryota; Metazoa; Arthropoda; Arachnida; Ixodida; Ixodidae
Exons: 3
Coding region: 1-2535 (844 amino acids)
Biological process (GO): protein processing
Cellular component (GO): plasma membrane
Molecular function (GO): metalloendopeptidase activity
Source: RefSeq, a predicted model, not a curated record